Messenger RNA from Rhizophagus irregularis DAOM 181602=DAOM 197198, 1569 nucleotides. RefSeq lists its product as uncharacterized. The record is from RefSeq and is a predicted model, not a curated record. NCBI's taxonomy places the organism in Eukaryota, Fungi, Glomeromycota, Glomeromycetes, Glomerales, Glomeraceae.
AUGUCUUGUUCAAAAAUAUUUUCGGGAGAUUCACCCGAAUUAACAUAUGAAGUUAUAAAAAAUUUUCAGAAUGAUUUCUCAACUUUACAUUCAUGCAUUUUAGUUAACAGAUUAUGGUGUCGUUUAACAAUUCCAUUAUUAUGGGAAAAUCCAUUUUCAAUUUCUACCGGAAAUUAUUCCUUUAUUGGAAUUUACUUACAUAAUUUAAAUGAUGAUUUAAAAGGAUAUGAAAUUGUUGAAUUAAUACCUUUGAAUACACUUUUCAAUUACUCAAAUUUUAUAAAAUAUUUGAAUAUACGAGAAUUUUUUUCUUCUGUUGAUAAAUGGGUUGCAAUUUUUAAAAAUUCAAACCCUAGUAAAUAUAAUACUGUUUUCAUAAAAUUAGUUCAUAAAUUACUAUUUAAAAUAUUUAUUGAAAAUGAAAUAAAUUUAUAUACUCUUGAAAUUGAGAUCUUUACUUAUUCAAAUGAAUAUCUUAAUAAUAUUUUUGAAUUAAUUUUACAAAAUACAAAUUUUAUUCAUAAUAUUAAAAAUUUAAAACUUUUUAUUUAUAUUUCUCAUUUUUCUGAAAAUAAUGAAAAUAUGUUAGUUAAAAAUCAUUUAUCAAAAAUAAUUAAUUUACAUCAAAAUCUUAAAAAAAUUUUAUUAAGUUAUGAUAAUAUUCCUUUAUAUCAAUCAUUAUUAUUAUCAAAAGAUUAUAAUUGUUCAAAUACUUUAAAUACUUUAGUAUUAUAUAAAAUUAAUUUUAAUGGUAUAUUCAAUCUAAAUAAGAUAUUUGAACAAUUAAAUGUUUUAGAAUCUGUUCAUAUUAUUUAUUGUUUUCCUAUAAAUAUUGGUGUUAUUCAACAAAUUAUUAAUUUAUCUAAACCAUUUAAAUUAAAAUCUUUAUUAAUGGAUUGGACUUCACAAAUUGAUGAAUCAUUUCAAUCAUUAUUACAAAAAUCUGGUGAUUAUUUAGAAAAAUUUAAUUUUGAAUUUGAAUAUAAUAGGGAAUUAAUAUUUAAACAACAAAUAUUUGAAUCAAUUAUAAAAUAUUGUAAAAAUAUCAAAUCACUUGAUUUACAUGAAAAUAAUAAUCAAAUUUUUUAUCAAAUAUUCAAAUUAAUUGAAAAUAUUAAACAUAAGCUUAAUUAUCUUUCUAUCAGAGUAACAUCAUAUGUUAAUAAUAAUAAGUGUAGUUCAAUUAUAUUACAAAAUUUAGGUCAAAUUCUUCCUUCUAAUUUAGAAUACUUACAUUUGAAUCUUUAUAAAAUCAAAGCAAGUGAUUUUGAAAUAUUUCUAAAAAAUUCUCAAGGUACUUUUAUUAAGAAAUUAUUGAUCCGAAAUAGUGAAAGUCAAGAUAUUUUACCCCCUAUAAAAGAGUAUAUUAUGAAAAAGAAAAGGGUUAAGUAUUUAGCUAUUGUGAAUUCUUCCCUUGAAAUGAUAUCAGAAUAUAAUUCUAGAUAUAAUGAGAAGGAAUUGUUUUCAUUACAUGAUGAAGUGAAGGAAUUUAGUUUGUAUAAUAUAAAAGUGCAAAGUUAUCUUAGCUUAGUGAUUAGAUUGAGUGAUUUUAUAAAGAAAAUCAAUUGA